Molecule: messenger RNA, 1322 nt
Organism: Oryza brachyantha (malo sina)
Lineage: Eukaryota; Viridiplantae; Streptophyta; Magnoliopsida; Poales; Poaceae
Product: peroxidase 11
Exons: 4
Coding region: 58-1068 (336 amino acids)
Biological process (GO): hydrogen peroxide catabolic process; response to oxidative stress
Molecular function (GO): heme binding; peroxidase activity
Source: RefSeq, a predicted model, not a curated record
ACAUCUGAAUUAUCAUUGUCCAAAAAAAGAAGGAACAGCUUGGAACUUUUGGUCAGAAUGGCAGUGGCUACAGGUGUUCUGUGCUCCAGGGCGUUCGCUCUCUGCAUGGCUUGUGUUCUCCUGGCCGUGCCAUUGCUGGUGGCUCAGGAUCAUUCGAAUCUGAGCUUGGAGCACUACUCAAAGACAUGCCCCAACUAUGAGCAUGUCGUCCGGACUGAGAUGGAAUGUGCAGUUCGUGCCGACCCUCGCAAUGCUGCUCUGAUGCUUCGCCUCCAUUUCCAUGACUGUUUCGUCCAGGGUUGCGAUGGAUCAGUGCUGCUCGACGACACUGCGACCUUGAUCGGAGAGAAGAAGGCAGAACAGAAUGUGAACUCGCUGAAGGGAUUCGAGCUGGCCGAUAAGAUCAAGCAGAAGCUGGAAGCUGAGUGCCCUGGAACAGUUUCCUGCGCGGACAUGCUUGCCAUUGCAGCGAGGGACGCGGUUGUCCUGGUUGGCGGGCCUUACUGGGAUGUCCCAGUUGGAAGAUUGGACUCCAAGAAGGCAAGCCUGGAACUAGCAAACAGGGACAUCCCCACUGCUCAGCAGGGCCUCGUCACCCUCAUUUCCAAGUUCUGGGAGAAGGGCCUUGAUGCUACUGACAUGGUAGCCCUUGUCGGAUCACACACGAUCGGAUUUGCCCGGUGUGCCAACUUCCGGGACAGGAUCUACGGCGACUACGAGAUGACGACCAAGUACAGCCCGGCGUCGCAGCCGUACCUGAGCAAGCUGAAGGACGUGUGCCCCCAGGACGGCGGCGACGACAACAUCAGCGCCAUGGACAGCCACACCGCCGCCGCCUUCGACAACGCCUACUUCGAGACGCUCGUCAACGGCGAGGGCCUCCUCAACUCCGACCAGGAGAUGUGGUCCAGCGUCCUCGGCUACUCCACCGCCGACACCGUCAGCAAGUACUGGGCCGACUCCGCCGCCUUCUUCAAGCAGUUCUCCGACUCCAUGGUGAAGAUGGGCAACAUCACCAACCCCGCCGGCGGCGAGGUCAGGAAGAACUGCAGGUUCGUCAACACAUGAUUGAGAGAAGCAAGCUGGGAGAAAAAAAAAUUGUCUUGUUUCUUUUUUGAUGGCCGUACUGAAAAUAAGAAGAAGAAUGGUUGGCUGGGAUGCUGUUCUUGGUAUAAUAUGCAUUUGUCAAUUUGUCAUCGCUCUACAAAAUACUAUGUUACAUGAUGUACUCCUGGGUUUUUGCACAGACUUUUUUAUCUGUACUUGAGAAAUGGAUUGAGAUGAUGUUUUAGCCAGUUUGGUCUUUGGUGCACCUACCAUUU